AUGGUUUUUGAUAUUGCCACAAGUAUUUAUCAGAGUGAGAGUGGUCUGUAUCCAAGUAAUCGAUUCUAUUACUUGUAUUCUCCAUUUAUUACAAGUAUUUUCCUUCUAGCUUAUGGAUCUUCAUUGAUUUAUGUUUUGUUUCCAUCAAUGAAAUUAUUAAUGGAAAGUUACCGAUUGUUUGUGUAUUGUACAUUGUGUUGUUGUGGAAAAUCACCAAGAGUUAAGGCAUUUAUGAAGAAACAUCAAGAAUAUAGAGAUGAAUAUGAAGGUUCUUGGGAUAAUUUGUCUGAAAAUGGAAGUGUACAAGUUGGAAGAUUACCUUAUUUAGUAACUAAGAGUCAAAAAUCCUUAAAAUCAGUCGAAGGAACAACAUUUGACGAUCUGAGCAUUAAUUUGAAUCAUUCCAGUAUUACAAUUAAUGGAGAAAAUUUACAAAAUUUGGAUGCCAUUCCAGUAGAUGAUUCAAUUUAUUAUGAAAAUCAAAUUGAUUCAUCUCCAAAAACUGAAAAACAAAAAGAACUUUCACAACCACUUCUCUAA
Naegleria gruberi is the source of this 540-nucleotide messenger RNA. RefSeq lists its product as uncharacterized. The transcript has a single exon. The coding region runs from base 1 to 540 and encodes 179 amino acids. The record is from RefSeq and is a predicted model, not a curated record. NCBI's taxonomy places the organism in Eukaryota, Heterolobosea, Eutetramitea, Acrasida, Naegleriidae.